GCCACUCGGUACAACUAAUAAGGAUCGCGAUCUAGCAGGCGAUCCCACUGUGACUUUUAUUUCCAAGUCCUGGAAUCCGGAAUCACACUGAUCGUAAUCACACAUGGAUUAUACUCUUUUCGCUGCUUUUUGUUUUUUUCUGCCUUAGAGGAAACUUUAUCACCAACUGUGGGACUGCUUCUCGUGUCAGAGCCAUGAUUUGCUUGUUAAAAUGGACUGCUUUCGUUUGGACUGUAAAUUUCAUUCCUUGCACUUUUGGAAUGGCAGUGAGUGAACGAACAGAUGGCUCAUGUCCCCCUCUGAGCGUAGAGGAGCACAGGUUUUCUGAUAUCUUGGAUCGUCCCCUGGAUAUCACAGGAUUUGAUCUCACGGAAAAGUUUCUUCUCCGAAAGGGAACAAUCACAGAGGACUUGUCGUCCUUUCGUUUGGGAAGCAGCCCGCUCAUUAAGCCAACAAAAGAAAUAUUUCCAAAUGGACUUUCAAGUGAAUACUCCCUCGUUACCAUCUUCCGGGUAAGAAGAACUACAAAAAAAGACCGCUGGUAUCUUUGGCAGAUAUUCGACCAGUCAGGAGGCAGUCAGGUAUCUGUUGUGGUUGAUGGUGGCAAGAAGGCGGUAGAGUUUUCUUCCCAGGGUCAGCUAAAGAACGCUCUCCGCUACACAUUUAAGAGCCGUGACCUACAUGACCUUUUUGAUCGCCAGUGGCACAAGCUGAGUAUUUCUGUCCAGAGCAACAUUGUCUCCAUUUAUUUGGACUGCAAGCUAAUAGAAAGGAGGCUCACUGAUGAGAAAGACAGCGUCGACUCCAGCGGGCGCACUCUCAUCACCACACGAGUGGAGGAUGGACGACCCGUAGAUAUUGAAGUGAAACAAAUUAUAAUCUACUGUGAUCCUUAUAUGGCCGAAAUGGAAAAUUGCUGUGAGCUACUGGAGCCAAAGUGUGAAGCCAAGAAGACCUUUAAUGGGACUUCCCCUCCCCUGGUUACAGCCCAGCUCCCCCAGAUGCUGUCUCAGCCGUCCUCAAAGUCAAUUGACAGAUGUCACUGUCCAGCUGAAAAGGGAGAUGCUGGUCUUGCAGGUGUAGUUGGACUUUCAGGAGAAAAGGGGGAUACAGGAGACAAGGGGGAUACAGGGGAGCCUGGGCUUUCAGGAAAUGCGGGACAUAAGGGUCUGAAAGGUGACUCAGGCUCAGUUGGUCCGAAAGGAAACAAAGGUGAUGUGGGUCUGCCUGGAGCUCAGGGCCUUCCCUCUGACAAAGAAUGUUUCAAAGGAGAGCAGGGCCCUCCAGGAGAGAAGGGAUUGGCCGGGGUGCCAGGGGAACAAGGCAAAGAGGGCAAAAGGGGACGGAGAGGAAAGACCGGGGAGCCUGGACUCAGAGGCCUGCCUGUGGAGGGGGGUGAGUCUGCAGUCCCGGGGGGGACUAGGGAGAAAGGAGAGAGAGGAGACCCUGGUCAGCUAGGUGCUGAGGGGGCCAGCGGGAUGAAAGGACAAAAAGGUGAUGUUGGCUCUCCUGGUCCUCCUGGUCCUGUGAUGACCGCUCACGGAUUAAGACAGCUCUCUGGAACUGAUGAAAUGAAGGAGGACACGAUCCAAACGGGAGAAAAGGGAGCUGAGGGGGAGCGAGGAGCUCCAGGGCUGCAAGGCUUCAAGGGAACCAUCGGGCCGUCGGGACUAAAAGGAGAUCAAGGACCGGAGGGCAAGCAAGGCCUGCCUGGACUCACAGGACUCCCAGGCGAGCCAGGCUCGCCAGGGGAGUCAGGGGUGUCUGGAAGAAAUGGCCUGAAAGGAGAAAAGGGGGACUUUGGUGCAGUGAUAGGGCCACAGGGACCUAAGGGUGAGCCUGGAGUUGGAUAUAUGAGCGAUGGGUUGUCUCUAAGCAGAGGGUCUCGCGGGCCCAAGGGGGAGAGAGGUGUCCCAGGAUUGCCAGGAGACCAUGCUGAAAAAGGCGAACCUGGGGAGAAUAUCAUAGGCUCGCCUGGCCGCAUGGGACCGUCGGGAAAGCCGGGUAUUGAGGGCCCUCGCGGACCACCAGGUUUAUCUGGCCCUCCUGGAGCUCCAGGAAGAGAGGGCUCCUCUGGUAGGCCAGGCCUCCCGGGACCUGCUGGACCCCCAGGUGAACCUACUGCCCUGCCAAUUGUUGGAGACAUGAGUGCAUUACUCAAGAACGCCUGCAGUGUGUGCCAGACGAGAGUCCCAGGGCUUCCUGGGCAGAAGGGAGAGAAGGGGUCCAAUGGAGCGCAAGGAGUAGAAGGCAUGGUGGGAGAAAAGGGGGAUCCUGGUGUAAGAGGUCCCAUGGGUAACCCUGGGAAAGAAGGCCCAAAGGGAGUCAAAGGAGAGAGAGGGUUCCCAGGCCCAACGGGAGAUAAAGGUGAUGAGGGGCCUUUAGGAGUAUCAGGACUUCCUGGUGUGACCGGUCGUACAGGGUCCCCGGGGCUUAUGGGUAGACCCGGGCCAAUGGGCCAACUAGGCGGAAAAGGAGAAAGAGGGAACGAAGGAUCCCCGGGCAUACCAGGGCUUCCAGGGCCUCCGGGUGUACCCUACGUGGAGGGCAACGGGAUGAGCGCUCUGUACAAGCUGCAGAGCAGUGGAGCUAUUUUGGGAACCCCUGGAGCUCCUGGUGCUCCGGGUUCCAAAGGAGAUAAAGGAUUUGCAGGUGAUCCAGGGGCCAUGGGAUUACCCGGGCUUGAAGGGCUACCCGGUGCCAAGGGUGAUAUUGGUUUGACAGGUCCACCUGGGAUGCUUGGUCUUGCAGGGAAGCCCGGCACUCCAGGAGAGUCAGGGAUCCCAGGAGAUUCGGGUGAGAGGGGGCCGCUCGGAGAGACAGGAUUCCCAGGGCCCGAGGGACCCCAAGGUGUUGCUGGGAGACCUGGAAAAGAUGGAACUCCUGGAUACGAGGGAUCUACAGGUACAUCAGGGGACAGAGGAUCCAAAGGAGAACGUGGUGAUCCGGGGAUUCCUGGAGAAAGAGGUGUUCAAGGCGAGAGGGGUCGUGGAGGAGACGCUGGCCCGUUUGGACAGAUCGGAUCACCGGGCCAAAAAGGAGAUACUGGCUCUCCGGGACAUUUGGAGAAUUUAAACCUCUUGGGUGAUCCUGGCUUCAUGGAAGAACUUAAAAUGUUCAUCAGAAAUGAAGUAUUGAGGGUCUUCGAAGACAAGCUAUCGAGCGCUGCUAUGCCACAGAAGACGCAUGCAGGGAUCUUGGCUUCACAAGUCCACGGGCCUUCAGGACCUCCUGGAAAGGACGGGUUACCAGGACCUCCAGGAGAGCCUGGUCCUCAUGGUCCUCAUGACUGAGGGGCGGGAAGCAGAGGAAAGGCCAGGAGUGUGGUGUACAGCGGCUCUCGGGGAAAUAUGAAGACAAACGAAGAAUUGGCUGUGAAUAAGAGAAAGCAUUAUCAAUGUGGACAGGAAAGAGCCCCAGUAUUGAUACCUCACUCCAGGAGAGAAAGCCUCUAAAGUAGAAAAGGAGCAUAGUUAGGAAAAAGGGUGGAUGUUCUUUAUCAGACUGAUACAACAUUCUGACAGCUACAGCACUAAUGGUUUGCUGGUCAGUCUUUAUACCUCAAGCUUGCUUAGAAUUGUAUUGUGUCCGCAGCAGAACUACGGUGUCUUAACUUUUGAAGAGAGGGAGUGUGUUACGUUGUUGGUGCGGAUCAAAGCACCACUGCAUUGGCCUUUUUUUCUCUUUGAGCUUUGUAUCUACCUCACAUUAUUCAAGACCACUUUAACCCACUGCUAUAUGAUAAAAGGCUGCUUUCAUUCAUGAAUAAUGUAGUAAAAGUAGGCAACUACUCGACUAUAAAUAUACGUGCUGUGGUAAUGCCCUUUGCAUUGCACAUGUCUUUGAUUUUGUUCAGCUUGUUUAAUUUUUUUAUGCUUCCAAAGAGUGUUUUAUAGGUGAUUCAUAAUGUAGCUUUGCAAUAAAUAUGUAUUGAAAACAAAGAGGAAAGUUUUUUUCCCUUGAUAAAUCAAAAAUUCAACAACUUCUUAAUUUUUCUUUCUUUGUUGAUUUGUGCCUGCACUCAGCUGGGGAGAGAGUUCGGGGUAAUAUUUCCUCAUUAUUUCUCGUCAUCCUCGACUGGAGACUAUGCUCCUCUGAAAUAUCCAACUUGACUUCUUCUCCAAUAUGCCGAAAUGAAUUGUUUAUGGAG
Cottoperca gobio is the source of this 4150-nucleotide messenger RNA. Its product is annotated as collagen alpha-1(XIX) chain. NCBI's taxonomy places the organism in Eukaryota, Metazoa, Chordata, Actinopteri, Perciformes, Bovichtidae. Gene Ontology annotation, biological process: extracellular matrix organization. Gene Ontology annotation, molecular function: extracellular matrix structural constituent conferring tensile strength. The transcript has 51 exons. The record is from RefSeq and is a predicted model, not a curated record. The coding region runs from base 195 to 3293 and encodes 1032 amino acids.